This is a messenger RNA of Daucus carota subsp. sativus, 1222 nucleotides long. RefSeq names its product haloacid dehalogenase-like hydrolase domain-containing protein Sgpp. The coding region runs from base 185 to 922 and encodes 245 amino acids. Lineage: Eukaryota; Viridiplantae; Streptophyta; Magnoliopsida; Apiales; Apiaceae. The record is from RefSeq and is a predicted model, not a curated record. The transcript has 5 exons.
GUCGCAUGUGCGUGACGUGACAAGUAAAAAGAACAUGUUGAAAAAGUACAUAUUCAUAUGCGUGGAUCCUGGAACAUUCGCUGUCCGUUCAUCAACUGCAACCUUCUUCUUCCCGUUUGAAUCUCCCCUCCCCUCCCAUAAAAAAAAUUAAGGAGCCCCGUAGCCAAGUGAUUGAGUUAUUAUCAUGACGGACUCAAUCGACAGCACAUCUCUCUCAAGUUUGGUUCCGCUAGAAGCAGUACUGUUUGACAUUGAUGGAACACUCUGCGAUUCAGAUCCCCUCCACUUCUAUGCUUUCCAGGAAAUGUUUGCAAAAAUAGGUUUCAACGACGGGGUACCUAUCACGGAGGAGUUCUUUGUUAAGAAUAUUGCUGGAAAGCAUAAUCAAGAUAUUGGCAAUUUCCUGUUUCCCGACGACCAUGCAAAGGGUGUAAAAUUUAUGGAAGAUAAAGAAGAGGUGUUUAGAAGAAUGGCCAAGGAACAAAUUAAGCCUAUAAAUGGCCUUGACAAAUUGACAAAAUGGAUAAAAGACCGCGGUUUGAGACGAGCUGCUGUUACCAACGCUCCUAGGGAAAAUGCUGAAAUGAUGAUCUCUCUUCUUCGCUUAUCAGAUUUCUUUGAGUAUGUAAUUAUCGGGAGUGAUUGUGAGCGUGCCAAACCUUUCCCAGAGCCCUAUUUAAAAGCACUCGAACUACUCAAGGUGUCGAAAGAUCACACAUUUAUAUGUGAGGAUUCUGUUUCAGGAAUAACAGCUGGGGUUGCUGCUGGAAUGCCUGUUGUUGGUUUGACCACCAGAAAUCCCGAACACUUGUUAAAGACAGCAAAACCAGCACUACUUAUUAAGGAUUAUGCAGAUCCGCAAUUGUGGGCUGCUUUGGAAGAGAUUGAUAGAAAGACAGGCGCGUCAACAGGUUCUGCCUGAAAUAUUCAAAUCAAUUGCCAGCAACAUGUCGUGAAAGGGACGAAAAACAGUACAAGAAGAUAGUUGCAAAGGACUUUUUUUUAUAUAAUAAUUCUGUCCACAUUGAUGAAACUUAUUCUUUCGACGUCAUGCCUCUGUAUCUUCUGUAAUAUGUCCUUAUUGGAAAGGAAUUUAAUAAAUCACUAAGAAAAUAUUCCUGCUCUGUAAAAUAUAUAUGAUGACAACCAUGAGAUGUUAUACUAAGCGGGUCGUCUUGUAAAAUGAACAAGUAAGAUUGUAGGUUGAGUUUUUCUUUCAAUG